Messenger RNA from Rattus norvegicus (Norway rat), 2867 nucleotides. Lineage: Eukaryota; Metazoa; Chordata; Mammalia; Rodentia; Muridae. The record is from RefSeq and is a predicted model, not a curated record.
CCUGUUUCUGUUUCCACAGCCACCGCAGAAGGCAUGCACAUCUGGUUUGCUUUGAGCCUGACCUACUGUGCUGGCAGAAGUCCCUUGGUUGCUGUAGGAGAUGCUGCGGCAGGGGAUCGUGGUGCACUGUUUCUCCUGGGCACUGUCAUCUUGGGUGAGGACAUUAAGGUAGAGUGAGUCAAGGACCACCAGGGAAGGAGUCUCCUCGGGCAGUUUGUCAUUUUCCAAGUGGAUUUUUGUUGACUGGAAUACAGAUUGAAAACUUGAAAGCAUCAUGCUUUGCCUCCUGACACUGAUUGUGAUCCCAGUGGUCCUGGUCUCUGUAGGUUAUCCACAGGGCCUGCCAGACUUGACUGUUUCCUCCCUUAAGCUGAGAGUGCAUGUGGGUGAAUCGGCCUUGAUGGGAUGUGUUGUCCAGAGCACAGAAGAGAAACCUGUGGACAAAGUAGAUUGGGUAUUCUCGAAAGGGGAGCAUGCUGAGAAUGAAUACGUGCUGUACUACUACUCCAGCCUCAGCGUGCCCACGGGGCGCUUCCAGAACCGUUCACGUUUGGUGGGGGACCUCUUACGUAACGACGGUUCUCUCCUGCUCCAAGAUGUUCAGAAGGCUGACGAGGGAAUCUACACCUGUGAAAUCCGCCUCAAAAAUGAAGGCUCAGUGUCGAAAAAGUUCGUGUUACUGCACGUGCUACCAGAGGAGCCUAAAGAGCUCAGAGUCCAUGUAGGUGAUCCAAUUCAGAUGGGAUGUUUUUUCCGGAGUACAGAAGAGAGACGGGUGACCAGAGUGAACUGGAUGUUUUCUUCAGGAAAGCAUGCCCAGGAGGAGAUUGUCUUGUCCUAUGACUUCAACAUGCAUAGUGGGACCUUCCAGGGCCAGGGUCGCUUCCGCAACCGUGUAGACCUGACAGGUGACAUCUCCCGCAACGAUGGCUCUAUCAUGCUUCAAACAGUGAAGAAGUCUGACCAAGGAGUCUACACUUGCAGCAUCUACCUGGGGAAGCUGGAGUCCAGGAAAACCAUUGUGCUGCAUGUGAUCCAGGAUGAAUCUCCAAGGUCAAUUUCAACAACUACUGAAACUGCUGGGAAACAGCAGGGGAUCCUGGAUGGGAACCAGCUGGUGAUCAUUGUGGGGAUCGUCUGUGCCACCCUCUUGCUGCUUCCAGUUUUGAUAUUAAUUGUGAAGAAAACCAAGUGGAAUAAGAGUUCAGUGAGUUCUAUCGCUUCUGUAAAGAGCCUGGAAAACAAAGAGAAGACCAGUUCAGAGAAACAUGUCUACUCCUCCAUUACUACAUGGGAGACGGCAGAGAGAGGACCAAGUGGAGAGUCAGAGGCCACCUACAUGACCAUGCACCCAGUUUGGCGUUCUUCCCCCAAAGCAUCCAGUUUGGCCCUCUCUUCAGCCAGAAUCAAGUAAUGCAGUUGAAAAAAAAAGUCAGCUCGGGGAAUUCCCAAAGCAGAGCAAACUUUCUGAGACGAAAGGAGAGACUCUUCAUGGUGGUCCCCAGGGUCACUGUGCCAACCAUUUUAGACUUGUGCUUUCCAGCUUGUCUCUGCUCCAUCAAAGGCCUGGAGAUAGAGGGUCUGGAAUCCAGCGGAAGACUGAACUGCUCCAGAUAACCAGGCUGUGUGGGCUUCUCCUAGAAGUGGUGUGCUGGCUGUCGAGGAUGGGGAGCUCCCUGAUCCACCCUGUGCUUUCAAGCACUCCCUUGGACUGGAUCUGUAACAUGAACAGUGGCUUGCUUAUUUGUUCUUGUGGGAUGAGCUACUAAGAGACUCAAUAGAGAUAUAAACCAACAAAAACAAUCUUUUCUUAUGUCCUGGAUGAAGGGCAAGUGGGCAAAUUUGAAGCAUGGAACUCCUGAGAAAGUGUCCUUUGAGGAGAGCCACAAUGGAUUCAACAUCUGAAGACUGGUUUAGUUCUGGGGGAGGUUUUAGGGACAACAUGUUGCAUGUGGGGUAUGAAAACAGCUCCGGGGUUUCCUCAUACUGGGGAUCUGCGUUGGUGGCUGAAGCUAGGCCUAUGAAGUUUGGACAUCCAUUGUCUUCAAAAGUGUUGAAGGGGUUGGGGAUUUAGCUCAGGGGUUGGGAAUUUAGCUCAGCGGUAGAGCGGUUGCCUAUCAAGCGCAAGGCCCUGGGUUCGGUCCCCAGCUCUGGAAAAAAAAAAAGUGUUGAACAGUCUUGCCAAAGCGAACAGCCAAUGAUUGAAUUCUUGGUCUGAAAUAGGGGGUCCCUAUACUUUUCAUUAUUAUUAUGAGAUUUAAAAAAUUUUUUAAAUGGGAGUGGUGCUGGAGAAAUAGUUCAGCAGUUAAGAGAAGUGACUGCUCUUGCAGAGGACCAUGUUUGAUGCCUAACAUCUACAUGGUGGCUCGUAACUGCUUGUAACUCCAGUUCCAAGGGAGCUGAUGCCUUCUUGCCUCUGUGGUCACUGUAUGCACAUAGUACAGGGACAUACAUAUAGACAAAAUACCCAUAUACAUAAAUGUUUCAAAAUGUUAAAUAAAAACUAAAUAAAAGUGUUGAUAUUAAAAAUCUUGUUUUUUGGGCUGGAGAGAUGGCUCAGUGGUUAAGAGCACUGACUGCCCUUCCAAAGGUCCUGAGUUCAAAUCCCAGCAACCACAUGGUGGCUCACAGCCAUCUGUAGUGGGAUCUGAUGCCCUCUUCUGGUGUGUCUGAAGACAGCUACAAUGUACUCAUAUACAAUAAAUACAUCUUAAAAAAAAUCUUGUUUUUCUUAAAGUUGACUUAUGACUCAUAGGGGUCAACUGAGACUCCAGUUCUGAUCACCUUUCCUCAACUGUCACAAACUUUUCCUCAUUCUCUGUAUCUUUCUCUUCAUCGCCUGUUCAGAGGCAAUAAAAGUCUUCUAU